AUGGUGGCUGUUCAGUUGUUGAGCUGGAUUCUACCUUCACAAGCUUCUUCGAGACCAGAUCAAAUCCCGUCUCUUAACAGGAGAUUGUGUUUACACUCUCUGCCUUUAGGUGGGAUUGACUCUUUUAGAUGCAGAGGGACCUUCAGAGUCAAAUCUCAAGGGACAGGAGUGCCGUCUACUGACAACCUCGAUGUAUCAAAUGAUUUCAAUCCCAAUUUCCAUAAGGUGAAGCCAAACCAUGUCUUUUUUUUUCUUUUGGGUUUACUGGUGUCACUGAUGAGUCUUCACUAUAAACUUUUCAUAUUGCAAAAGAUCUUCCAAGAGCUUCCAAGGGCUGGCUUGGCUUUUGCUUGUGCAUCGAAUUCUCUAAAUAAACCUACUCCUUUCAAGUUGGACGUGUCCCUUCCUGCUUUCCAAGAUAUCAAAUGGAGUAUUGCAAAGUUUAAUUACCUGUUCAAUGUUCAGCUUGAGAAGAACGUUGCCACGUCCCUUGUGGUGCUCCUGAUAUCAUGCAUAUCGUUUGUUGCAAUUGGGGGAAUCCUAUUUUUGAAAUUCAGGAAAGACGAUACUCCCUUGGAAGAAUGCUUCUGGGAGGCCUGGGCAUGCCUUGUUUGCUCUGAUACUCAUCUAGAGAAGAAGUCGCGUGUUGAAAAACUCAUUGGAUUUAUCCUAGCCAUUUGGGGAAUAUUGUUUUACUCUCAGCUUUUAAGCACAAUGACAGAACAAUUUCGAAGUAAUAUGCAAAAGCUGAGGGAAGGGGCACAGGUACAAGUCAUAGAAGCUGAUCAUAUCAUCAUUUGUGGAAUAAACAGUCAUCUGCCAUUCAUACUAAAGCAACUCAACAGUUAUCAUGAGCANGCAGUCCGCUUAGGUACCGCCACAUCUAGGAAGCAGAGACUUCUGCUUAUGUCUGACACUCCGAGGAAGCAGAUAGACAAGUUAGCUGAGAGCUUCACCAGAGAUUUUAAUCACAUUGACAUCCUUACAAAGAGUUGUAGUCUUAACAUGACGAAAUCAUUUGAGAGGGCUGCCGCCUGUAUGGCGCGUGCCAUUAUUAUACUACCAAGGAAAAGCGAUCGGUACGAAUUUGAUACAGACGCAUUUCUUUCUGUAUUAGCCCUUCAACCUAUACCAGGGAUGAAAUCUAUCCCAACUAUUGUAGAGGUAUCAAGCCCGAGUACAUAUGAUCUUCUCAAGUCCAUUUCAGGACUGAAUGUGGAGCCGGUUGAAAAUGUUACGUCCAAAUUGUUUGUUCAAUGCUCACGUCAAAAAGACCUGAUAAAGAUCUACAGACACCUACUAAAUUACUCAAAAAAUGUAUUUAAUCUUAGCAGUUUUCCCAAUCUAGUUGGGAUGAAGUAUAGACAGUUAAGACUUGGUUUCCAGGAGGCCGUGGUUUGUGGCAUUUUACGAGAUGGGAAAGUAAAUUUCCACCCAGAUGAUGAUGAAAAGCUCACGGAAACCGACAAAGUAUUGUUUAUUGCACCUCUCAGUUGGAGAAAGAAGCAAUAUACAGACAUCAAACUUGAGAACAUUACAGUAGACGAGCCGGAUACUCGGAAGGAAAAAAGAUCACGGCUAGAGAAGAUUAUAAGACGUCCUAGCAAGUCCUUAUCAAAGGGAUCAGAUUCCGUCAAAGGACCCAAAGAAUCUAUACUUUUACUCGGGUGGCGUGGAGAUGUUGUACAUAUGAUCGAGGAGUUUGAUAGUUAUCUUGGUCCAGGAAGUUCAUUGGAAAUAUUAUCAGAUGUACCAUUAGAGGACAGAAGCAGAGUGAGCGAUGGAUCUGGGAAAAUCAAGAACAUCAAAGUUUCACAUCGGGUUGGGAAUCCUAUGGAUUAUGAUACAUUAAAGGAAACUAUAAUGCACAUGCAAACUAAAUACAGGAAAGGGGAAGAUAUUCCUCUGACUAUCCUUGUAAUAUCGGAUCGAGACUGGCUUCUUGGAGAUCCAUCUAGAGCGGACAAACAAUCCGCUUACUCUCUUCUCCUCGCUGAAAGCAUCUGCAAUAAGCUUGGAGUAAAGGUACAAAAUCUAGCUGCUGAAAUCGUCGACUCAAAACUCGGCAAGCAGAUAACAGGAAUCAAACCGUCCCUAACUUACAUAGCAGCAGAGGAAGUAAUGAGCCUUGUAACAGCACAAGUUGCUGAAAAUAGCGAACUGAACGAGGUGUGGAAGGACAUUCUAAAUGCAGAGGGCGAUGAGAUAUACGUAAAGGACAUUGAACUGUACAUGAAAAAUGGAGAGAACCCAUCAUUCACCGAGCUNUCAGAGCGAGCAUGGNUAAGGAGAGAAGUCGCUAUAGGNUACAUAAAANGCGGUAAAAAGGUAAUCAAUCCGGUUCCAAAGACGGAACCUCUAUCCCUCGAAAUGACAGACUCAUUAAUCGUUAUAUCGGAACUUGAAGGAGACCAACCAACCACACUAUGA
This is a messenger RNA of Arabis nemorensis, 2430 nucleotides long. Lineage: Eukaryota; Viridiplantae; Streptophyta; Magnoliopsida; Brassicales; Brassicaceae. The record is from the annotation of a GenBank genome assembly.